CACCUUCCCAAACCUACUCACAACAAAAACCCACCGAAGUUUUACCCCGAACGGCAUAUUCAGAUUUCAGUGCUUCUAGUACCCGUUUCAUAGUCUUAUUGGGUUACUUUCGGUGUUUCAGCCCGGAUAGCUAGUGGUUUUCUAUAAUAUAAAAACCGCAUAAAAUGUCGAAACAAGAUGUCGAUUUAGAUUCUGUUAUAGAUCGCUUGCUCGAAGUGCGUGGAAGCAGACCAGGAAAGCAGGUUCAACUAGCAGAGCACGAAAUUCGCUUUCUUUGUAACAAGGCCCGGGAAAUCUUUAUCAGCCAGCCUAUAUUGUUGGAAUUGGAGGCCCCAUUGAAGAUUUGUGGUGAUAUUCAUGGCCAGUACUAUGAUUUGUUGAGACUGUUUGAGUACGGAGGCUUCCCUCCAGAGGCAAACUACCUGUUUUUGGGAGAUUAUGUUGAUCGCGGCAAGCAAAGCUUGGAAACGAUCUGUCUGUUGCUGGCUUACAAAAUCAAAUACCCGGAAAACUUCUUUAUCCUGCGUGGAAAUCACGAGUGCGCUAGUAUCAAUCGUAUUUACGGUUUCUACGAUGAAUGCAAGCGCCGUUACAACAUUAAGCUCUGGAAAACCUUCACAGACUGUUUCAACUGCUUGCCCAUUGCAGCUAUUAUUGAUGAAAAAAUCUUCACGAUGCACGGUGGCUUGUCGCCAGACCUGAACUCUAUGGACCAGAUCCAACGCAUUAUGCGGCCCACCGAUGUGCCGGAUACCGGUUUGUUAUGUGAUCUGUUGUGGUCGGAUCCUGACAAAGAUUUGACGGGUUGGGGUGAAAACGAUCGUGGUGUCUCCUUCACCUUUGGACCAGACGUAGUGUCUAGAUUUUUGCAUAAACACGACAUGGACUUGGUGUGUCGAGCUCAUCAAGUUGUCGAGGACGGCUAUGAAUUUUUUUCCAAGCGCCAGCUUGUAACGUUGUUUAGUGCACCCAACUACUGUGGUGAGUUCGACAAUGCAGGAGCCAUGAUGAGUGUCGAUGAAAGCCUUCUUUGCAGUUUCCAGAUUUUAAAGCCCGCAGAAAAGAAGCAAAGGUAUGGCCAUUAAGUCCGUACACCCAAGUGUCAAGUGCAUGACAUCCGUGCAUGCCUUGCUUCAAACCGAGUGUUGAGCGAAACAGGCUUAUAUGCUGUAAAGCCUAACCUUUUUGACGUUCUAACUACUGGUAAUGCUACCGCACAUACUGAGAACGUAUGUUGUAUCAAAAGUCCUUUACCACCAAUGUUUUUUUACAUACUGCUGCAAACAGGUCAAUUGUCGAAGAACUGAACUGGUUCGCUACUACUAGACGGAAUCUAUGUUGAGAUUAUCGCCAUAUACACUUUUUCCAUCAAGAUUUAUUCCAUAUUCCCCCUCCAAAACUCCUGACGAUACAUUGUUUCUAACCUACGUUAUUCCAUCGCGACAACGGUCUUCCGCCCAUCCGUGAACUUUCUCCUCUUUAUUCUCGCUAGUGUGCGUGUAGCCUCGGACCCUUUGAGUGACUGGAGAUGCUCUUCUUGCGGGAGCUAUUUGUGUAUACGCGGCUGUAUCAAACUGUGGUGCUACAUAAUAUCUCGUGUAUCUAUUCCAUCUUAAGGAACGGAGUGUAUUUUUUUCUCUAAUAACUUUGAUGGGAUAUACUAAUGCUUGUUUCUGUAGUCGCCCAGUAUACAGAUCGCUGACUGAUUCUCUUCAUACUGACUCAAAUUCUUUUGAUAUCGGUUCAUCGAACUGUGUAACCCUAAACAAAGGCAACGUGUGUAUGAUGAACAAAUACCAGCGAUAAUAGAACCCGUGGCUGCUGCUAUUGCACCACAUGGCCCGUCCAAUUUGCUCCCUUUAUGUGAGAUACGACAACUCUAAAUACAGUGCAUCCACCCAGAGGUCGUUGCGAGCUUUAUAAACAUCCAGCCCACCCUGUAAAGACAGAGAAAACCGAUCAGUGGUAGACGAGCACGACAGUACUGAAGCUGCAUCCAUUUACCCUCCGAUAUGCACAAAGAAAUGAAACGAUUCACACUUACUAUCUGAAAGGGACAUGUGUCGACCGAUUCUUAACACAGGAACACAUUUACAAAGUUAGAGUGCCAAUAUGUAUAAGGCCGACUUAAUCUGGCACAAGUGCAUAAGGGCUUUUUUCAUGAACAUUCGAAAAGCCGGGGGCACAGUGCGAUAGUUUAACUAAAUUUCACCUUAGAACACUCUCGAUUUAACAACCCCAAAGCUACACCCACUCGAAUUCAGCCAUAGAACGACAAGGCAAGAGUGGAAACAUCGUUGAACCAGACGCCUAUCACACCAGGCUCUGCAGGAACCAACAUAUAUUCACUGUUUAAGCGCUAGCAGCAGCAGUCUUGGCCUCAUAAAGAGCCUUCACAGUACCACGGUUGGCAAACUUUUGGUUGCGACGGAACUUGGCAUCACGGAACUUCAAAGAGUCGUAACGGUGCUUUUGAGGGCGCUUGAUGCCGUUACGGUGAGCCUUCUUGUUUUGGUUGUGCUAUUGCAGUUAGUUACUGAUGCCCGAACUUGUCCCUUAAGCCGUUUGACUUACAUUGGUGUGGUUCUUAGACUUGGCCAUCUUGGUUCCUGGGAGGAGGAUCGUAGCUGUGUGUGCCAGGUUAAAAACAGUUUCCAAAAAAG
Messenger RNA from Schizosaccharomyces japonicus yFS275, 2663 nucleotides. RefSeq names its product serine/threonine protein phosphatase PP1. Gene Ontology annotation, biological process: centromere clustering; regulation of establishment of cell polarity; positive regulation of termination of RNA polymerase II transcription. NCBI's taxonomy places the organism in Eukaryota, Fungi, Ascomycota, Schizosaccharomycetes, Schizosaccharomycetales, Schizosaccharomycetaceae. Gene Ontology annotation, molecular function: protein serine/threonine phosphatase activity; hydrolase activity. Gene Ontology annotation, cellular component: mRNA cleavage and polyadenylation specificity factor complex; cell tip; cell cortex of non-growing cell tip. The coding region runs from base 165 to 1085 and encodes 306 amino acids. The transcript is spliced from 3 exons. The record is from RefSeq and is a predicted model, not a curated record.